AUGACAUGCCGUGGAGAGGCUCCGGGCCGGGGCACUGGCCAUGGAGGCCGUGCGGCAGCGCUGGUGGAACUGGAGGACUCUCCCUUCACCAACGCCGGGAUGGGCUCCAACCUGAACCUCUCCGGGGAGAUCGAGUGCGACGCCAGCAUCAUGGACGGCAAGUCGCUGCACUACGGCGCCGUGGGCGCCAUACGAGGAAUAAAGAACCCUGUCCUGGUGGCCCACCGCCUGCUGAGCGAGGCCCAGAAAGGGAAGCUAUCGGCAGGCAGAAUCCCACCCUGCUUCCUGGUGGGGAGGGGAGCGCACGACUGGGCCGUUGCUCACGGGAUUCCCCCCUGCCCCGCGGAGAAAAUGGCCACAAAGUUCAGUUUGUCGGCCUACAAGAGGAACAAGCGAAAGAUGGAGAUUGCAGAGAAGAUGGACACACCGGAGAACCCGAUGAAGAGAAGGCGACAGUCCAGUGAGACUGAGAACGGCUCUGAGUGUCUUGACACCGUGGGGGCCAUCGUGGUGGACCAGGAGGGAAACGUGGCUUCAGCCGUCUCCAGCGGCGGGCUGGCUAUGAAACACCCUGGCAGGGUGGGCCAGGCCGCUCAUUACGGAUGUGGCUGCUGGGCCCAGAACAGCUGUAACUCAAACCCUUACUCCACAGCAGUGAGUACCUCAGGCUGCGGGGAGCAUCUGAUCCGCACUAUGCGGCGGGAGUGCUCCGUCGCCCUGCAGGCUGAAGACGCUCACCAGGCUCUGCUGGACGCUAUGCAAAACCAGUUCAUCAGCUCCCCCUUCCUAGCCAGCGAGGACCGUGUGUUGGGUGGGGUGAUUGUGCUCCGAUGCUGCCGCUGCGAGGAAGACCCGCCGUCCCAAGACCUCCAGGCCUCUCUGGUGGAGUUCCUGUGGAGCCAUAGCACGGAGAGCAUGUGCGUGGGCUACAUGUCAGCCCAGGACAGCCGGGCCAAGCCCCACUCCUAA
Gadus chalcogrammus (walleye pollock) is the source of this 969-nucleotide messenger RNA. RefSeq names its product threonine aspartase 1-like. Gene Ontology annotation, molecular function: threonine-type endopeptidase activity. Lineage: Eukaryota; Metazoa; Chordata; Actinopteri; Gadiformes; Gadidae. Gene Ontology annotation, biological process: protein maturation. The record is from RefSeq and is a predicted model, not a curated record.